This is a messenger RNA of Moesziomyces antarcticus, 885 nucleotides long. RefSeq names its product OPA3-domain-containing protein. The coding region runs from base 1 to 885 and encodes 294 amino acids. Gene Ontology annotation, cellular component: mitochondrion. Gene Ontology annotation, biological process: regulation of lipid metabolic process. The record is from RefSeq and is a predicted model, not a curated record. The transcript has 2 exons. Lineage: Eukaryota; Fungi; Basidiomycota; Ustilaginomycetes; Ustilaginales; Ustilaginaceae.
AUGGCGACAGCCAAGAUCGCCACGCUGGCCAUCCGCACGCUCGCCAAACCCAUCGCGACGCAGCUCAAGAGCCAGGCCGCCCAGCAUGAGACCUUCCGCAAAAUCUGCAUAUCACUAGCGCAGAGGAUGCAUCGGACCGAGAUGGCAUUGCGCACCAACCUGCUCCCGAACGGUGUGCAGCAAAAGGUGCGGCCACUCAACGAUGCCAAGGCGAUCGCCAAUGGCGCCAACGCCAUCUCGGAGGGCUUUCUUUUCUUUGUCGCAGCAGCGCUCAUUCUCGGAGAGACCUACCGCGGAUCACGCAAGAAGGCAGAACAGCGAGACCGCACCGAGGACGCGCUGAAUCAGCUCAGCGACCACGUCCAGCGCAUGGCACACGUCCUCGGCAUCGACCUCGACCAGCUUGAACGUCUCGACGACCAGCAGCGAGAUUCAUCGUCAGACACGAGUGGGGCACUGGGCAGCGGGGACGUGACAGAGGAGGCGGAUCCGUCGCUCAUCGAGGCGCGCUUGAAACUGCUCCGAGAGAGGCAGGACGAAGAACUCAAGAGCCGUCAGCUCCAGGCAGCGGUCUCGGUGCUGUUGAACAUGGCACUGGAGAAGAGGUGGGUGGUGGGACCAGAAGCACUCGAACUCGAGGCGAUCCUGGGCAAAGAUAGAGCGACACAGCCCGCAACAUCGUCAUCACCCCCCUCUGAGGCCGCGCCAGGUGGGGAUGGCUCGCUACCUCCGUCGAUCAUCCAGCAAGUGGCGCUGGAACGCGCCAAAGCACUCGCACGCGAAGUACGCAGCACUUCUUCAUCGGAUCCACCACAAACCGACGCCUCGCUCGCCAACCUCGUUGCGCAACUCUCGCCCUCCGCACCACAGCCGUCCUCGGCUUGA